Lycium ferocissimum is the source of this 1104-nucleotide messenger RNA. RefSeq lists its product as uncharacterized. Lineage: Eukaryota; Viridiplantae; Streptophyta; Magnoliopsida; Solanales; Solanaceae. The record is from RefSeq and is a predicted model, not a curated record. Bases 625 to 1014 code for a protein of 129 amino acids. The transcript is spliced from 2 exons.
UUCUGGGACGGACAAAUUAUAUUCGAGGAAAAUAAUUUGCGCUAUGAUUCUCCCCCAAAAUACCAUGUUAAGUUUCCACUUGACUUAAAAUUCUCAAAACUACUCCAAGCCUUGUAUAAUAGAGUACAAGUUAGUAGAAGUGAUUUUGAUCUAAAUAUAAUUGGAAAAUAUCCAAUGUCAUUUACGACGCAAGGUGUAACUAGUUAUGGACAGUGGUACAUUCAAGACGAUGGUUCUUUGACCGAUUAUUUGAAGGCGCCUUAUGAUUAUAGGCAAUGCAUAACUUUAAACGUUCUUGAAAUGUAUAUAGAGAAGGUCCCCAUUAAUCGACUUGAAUUCAUGGCUAGGGCUCCUCGGGAAGCCCGAAAUAGACCUCGUCGAGAAGCCCCGUCUAUAAUUCAGGCCGAAGUCACUCAAGCGGAACCUACUUAUCAACACAAUUACCCUGACAUGAGUACUUAUGAAAACAUUUUGACUAGCCAAAUGCCUUUGGAUAGUUUAAGUCAGCAAUUUGAUGGGCAGUGGUAAAUAUUCAUUUUUUACAAUAUUAUUAUUAUUAUUAUUAUUAUUAUUAUUAUUAUUAUUAUUAUUAUUAUUAUUAUUAUUAUGUGUAGUGGCACUUGAAUGCUACUAAUGAUGUCGAUUAUAUUAUUUAGGGGUUAUACACCUGAUAUGGAUCAUAUCGGACGGUCUCCUCAAUCGGGAUGGAUGAAUCAGGUUGGAACAUCCUCAGCCUAUCCAACAACUCAAAGCGAUGGUCCUUCCUCAAGUUUCGGUGCAGUUGAUUACUAUCGGGAGAAUGUGGUGGUUGCACCAAAUUAUAGGCAAAGACCUGCUAUGGAUGGUCCGGAUUAUCCGAAUUAUAUAGUGACAUCAUCCAGCGAUAGUGAGGAAAUACCUAAUGCGGAGGAAAGUGACGAUGAGAUUGAGGUUGGAACUAAUCCUCAAUAUCAAGUAGAACUGUUGCAAGACAUGAUGAACAGUUCGGCACACCAGGAGGAACUGAAUUCAUAGCAACCAUUUGAACAGCAAGAGUCAACUCCGGUUCAGCCGCAAAGCCAAUUUCAACAGCAAGAGUCGACCCCGAUUCAGUGGCAUUUCGAU